AUGGGUAAAUCCUCCAAAGACAAGCGCGAUGCCUACUACCGUCUGGCCAAGGAACAAAACUGGCGCGCCCGAUCCGCCUUCAAACUGAUCCAAAUAGACGAGCAAUUCGAUCUAUUCGAGCACGAGAACCCAGACAAAGUCACCCGAGUCGUCGAUCUGUGCGCCGCCCCGGGCAGCUGGAGUCAAGUGCUGAGUCGCGUUCUGAUCAAGGGCGAGAGUUUUGGUCGCCGCGCCUGGGUCGAGAAGAAGCGCAAGGAAAAGGAAGCCCUCGAACGAGUCCGCAAUGGCUCAAACACCACAACCACCUCAUCAGAAGAUACCGACAUGACCGAACUGAAACCCCGCAAGAACGUCAAAAUCGUCUCCAUCGAUCUUCAACCCAUGGCGCCUCUCGAAGGCAUCACCACUCUCAAAGCAGACAUCACCCACCCCUCUACCAUCCCCCUCCUCCUGCGCGCCUUGGACCCAGAAGCCUACGACUCCACCUCCACCUCUUCUACCCCCUCCGCCAUUCGUCCCCCUCACCCCGUUGACCUGGUCAUUUCCGACGGCGCCCCGGACGUAACAGGCCUGCACGACCUCGACAUCUACAUCCAAUCGCAACUACUCUACUCUGCACUCAACCUCGCCCUGGGCGUCCUCCGCCCCGGCGGCAAAUUCGUCGCCAAGAUCUUCCGCGGCCGCGACGUCGAUCUCCUCUACGCGCAACUCCGCACUGUGUUCGAGAAAGUCAGCGUCGCGAAGCCGCGGAGUAGUCGCGCUAGUAGUCUGGAGGCGUUCGUCGUGUGCGAGGGAUUCAUCCCGCCUUCCAUCCACGCUGGCACGGACGCGCUGAAGAACCCUAUCUUCGGGGGCGUGGCUGUCCCGCCUCCUGUCUCAGCCGACGGAAACGUCGGAGUGGAGGUCAUCGAGAGCGAGGACGACGAUGCACGCCCCGUCAAGCUGGCCCGCUUUGCUCCGGCCGAGGCGACUCUAGGCGCUGCGUCAGCGGAGUCUAGUCAGACAGAGGCGCGUCUUCUCCACGAUGACUCGUUGGCGUCGGUGACGCCUACGCCGUUGGCGUAUAAGUCUGCCGGUGAGAAGUUCGCUGUCGAGAACAGGUGGAUUCCUAGGUUCAUUGCGUGCGGUGAUCUCUCGGCUUGGGAUUCGGACGCCUCGUACACGCUGCCGCCGGACCAUGUCAGUUUGGAUCCGGUGCAGCCGCCUACUGCGCCGCCUUAUCGGCGGGCCUUGGAGUUGAGGAAGGAGAAGGGUGGUGCGUAUGGAAAGACGAAGUUGGGUAGUUUGGGACGGGCUUGA
Messenger RNA from Aspergillus luchuensis, 1299 nucleotides. Its product is annotated as tRNA methyltransferase TRM7. Bases 1 to 1299 code for a protein of 432 amino acids. Gene Ontology annotation, cellular component: cytoplasm. The record is from RefSeq and is a predicted model, not a curated record. NCBI's taxonomy places the organism in Eukaryota, Fungi, Ascomycota, Eurotiomycetes, Eurotiales, Aspergillaceae. Gene Ontology annotation, biological process: cytoplasmic translation; tRNA methylation. The transcript has a single exon. Gene Ontology annotation, molecular function: tRNA methyltransferase activity.